CGCGGCCGGGAGCGCCGCGCGCGCGGGGAGCAGGGCGGCGGGCGCCGGGGCUGGCAUGGCGUGGCCCUGCAUCAGCCGCCUGUGCUGCCUGGCGCGGCGCUGGAACCAGCUGGACCGCUCCGACGUGGCGGUGCCGCUGACCCUGCACGGCUACUCGGACCUGGACGGCGAGGAGCCGGGCCCGGGCGGCGCCGCGUCGCGCAGGGUCCAGCCUCCCGCGGGCGCCCGGGACCGCGGCCGGGACGUGCCGCUCACUCAGUACCAGCGUGACUUCGGCGUGUGGACGGCGCCCGCCGGGCCCAGGGAUGCGCCGCCGGGGCGCGGGCCGGGGACGGGCGGCCGCAGGGACAAGUCCUCCGCGCCCCGUGCGCCCGGCGCCCGCGGGGUCUACGUGCUGCCUGUUGGAGAUGCGGACGCGGCUGCAGCAGCGACCACGUCGUACAGACAGGAAUUCCAGGCUUGGACUGGAGUGAAGCCCUCAAGAUCCACAAAGUCAAAACCAGCCAGAGUCGUCACAACCCACAGUUCGGGAUGGGACAGCAGCCCUGGGGCGGGCUUCCAGGUCCCAGAGGUGAGGAAGAAGUUCACUCCUAACCCCUCCGCCAUCUUUCAGGCCUCAGCGCCGCGGAUUCUCAACGUGUGACUGCCGGCCCCGUGACACCAUGGCUGCUGAGAGGACGACUAGGGAGCAGCCUCAGGACCCACUGCCACUGGGCCAGGCAAGAGCAUGGCAUGGGCCCCUCCUGGAGGGCACAGCCCUCUCAAAGCUGUCGCCAGGGACCAUGUGCUGGUGUGGAGAGACAUGCCAAUGGACCUGGCACACCCAGCUCAGCUCAGCCGUCCUCCCGAGAAGCCCACGGAAGGCUCACACGUGUGUGACCGCCAUGUGGCCAUCCGAGGAGCCUGAGGAUCAAGUCAAUCGGAAGGAACUGGUCCACGGAAGCUGAGGAAUGUGGAUGCAUCGGCCCUUGAAGAACCAGUGACGUCCACUUCUGGUGGAUCUCCUAGGAUGCAUGACCACGUGAUUUAUUUUACAACCUAUGCGAAUCCAAGGUAAGACCCUUGGCUUUUCCUACAAAUGGCCCCUGUGAUUGAAGCUGUAGGCAUCUUGGGCCGUCACCUGCAUGACUCAUGGUGAUGCUGAGUGUCCAGGAGGAAGUUUCCAGAAGAAACAGACCAUCAGUCACGGGACCUCCACCUCACAGACCUCCUUAUGGCCACGAUGAGCCUCACGUUUUAACAAAACAUUUCUUGGGAUUGAAUGAAUCACAUUUGCCUUGUGGUAAGUGUCUAGAGACUCAGUCCACAUUUUAUUACUAAUUAUUUUUCCCCCUAACAUAAGGAUGACGAGAAAGGCACUGCCAUGCAUGCUGGCUAGAACUGGGAGCGUUUUGGGGAAGGUGGCAUUUGCCUCCCCCAAAUACCUUAAAAUGGCAUCUGCACCAACCCUUCCCCUCCUGUCUACCCUGCUCACACAUAUGGUGAUGGGGACUCUGGGACUCACCACCUUUUGAGGAGGUAGACUUCCUCCGUCAAUUCCAGCCAGCAUGGCUGCACAGGUCGCGCCUGGUCCCUUCUUUGCACAGCACCCCUUCACACGUCUGAAGGGUCUUCGUCCCUUUUUAAAGCCCAGAGGCACAAGCUCGGGACCAUCUUCAGGAAGGCAAUUUGUGGAUUUUCCUUUGCAUCUUUCUUCCUCUCCAGCCCCCAGGUGGCUCUAGUCUGACGAGCAUCUCAGCUGCAGGUGGUGGCCCUCGGGCCUCAGAGCCACCAGAUGUGCAGGUGGGGCGGUGCCUGCGGCUCUGUCUGCCUGUGCAGCAGCCCUCCCAGGUGCUAGGCCUGGCAGGCACAGCCGUCCCCUUAUGCCAGCAAAGAAAACGCUCUUGAUGAGAGGCUUACUCUAAAGAAACCCGCAUUUUGUGCACUUACCCAAGGGAUUCUGGUGUCUCAGACUUCACGGCUUGCAUGUCUGAUGUUUCUAAGAGAAAAGGGGCUGCCUGCCGGGUGUUCUGUGGGAAAUGAGAUUAAACUGUACAACCUCAGAUUUUACUAAAAUGCAAAAAUGUAGUUUCAAUUUAAAUGAUAAACACAAGUCUUCUCACACUU
Molecule: messenger RNA, 2106 nt
Organism: Cebus imitator (Panamanian white-faced capuchin)
Lineage: Eukaryota; Metazoa; Chordata; Mammalia; Primates; Cebidae
Gene: MAP6D1
Product: MAP6 domain containing 1
Exons: 3
Coding region: 56-643 (195 amino acids)
Biological process (GO): regulation of microtubule cytoskeleton organization; cytoskeleton-dependent intracellular transport; microtubule cytoskeleton organization
Cellular component (GO): microtubule; Golgi-associated vesicle; cis-Golgi network
Molecular function (GO): microtubule binding; calmodulin binding
Source: RefSeq, a predicted model, not a curated record